Messenger RNA from Fusarium redolens, 1548 nucleotides. RefSeq lists its product as uncharacterized. Bases 98 to 1402 code for a protein of 434 amino acids. Gene Ontology annotation, molecular function: aminoacyltransferase activity. The transcript has a single exon. NCBI's taxonomy places the organism in Eukaryota, Fungi, Ascomycota, Sordariomycetes, Hypocreales, Nectriaceae. The record is from RefSeq and is a predicted model, not a curated record. Gene Ontology annotation, biological process: phospholipid homeostasis.
UUAUUUACUAAGAAUUAAGGCAUAAAGCCAGACCUGGCAGCUCUCAUGAAAAUAAACAUUCUUAAUCUCUGAUUAUUUCCAAGUCAACAUUUCAGCCAUGGAGAGACACGACAUGCUGUACUCCGACGUAGAGUCCGCAUCAUCGUCAACAUAUCAACACUCACAAACGGAUAUCUCUGUCCUGUCAGCAUCUACCGCUGCAUCGACUGUUGUCCCCGACGAGGGCAUUAUCGCAAGGACCUAUGACGCCGCCAAAAGUCUGUCGCACAUAAACUGCCCCCACCAAUUACAAAGAGACCACCAAAGGAACAGCUUCACCAACACGACCACAAAGGCAGCAUUCAAUCACGCCUACCAAUCCUACGCACAAACCUCUCAUAUGGGUAUUCUUGACCCAGCAUAUAAAGUAUUCGUUAGUAAGAAAGGCUACGGAUCAUUGAUCUACAAGAUUCACGCCAGGACCGUUGUCGUCGCCGGGGACCCAUUAUGCUCAGAAUUCCAUCGAAAGCCACUCUUGAGUGAGCUUCGCCGUUACCGCUGGGCUCGCGGUCUAUCACUUGCAUUCGUCGGGAUUAGCGAGGACUUUGCUAAGUAUGCCCAACAACAAGGCUGGGCGACAAUGCAUUUUGGCCAUGAAGCUGUUCUCAACCCCCUGACCAACAAGGUCCUUCGAAAACAGGCAGGCAAGCGGAUGAUCUCACAGAACAAGCAACUCCUUGAUCCAAAGCGUGGUGGUAUAACGGUCAACAUCUACUGCCCGGGCAUUAAUGAAGCGGAUUCAGGUCUGGAGCGCCAAUUGCAGGAUCUUUAUGAUGAUUGGAGGGAAGACAGAAACCGGAAGCAUGGAGACGGCUCACAGGCUUUCGUCACUGUCUACAACCUCUUCUCGCUCCCUGAAUCAACAAUCUUCUUAUACACUUCUGAUCGCGAUGGCAAAAUUAACGGACUUGCAACACUACGAGAACUCGGUGCAGAGACAGGGUAUCACCUCGAUCCUUGUAUUGCGUCCCAAGAUGCACCACGAGGAAUUUCAGAUCUCCUUAUUGUCACUGCCAUGGAGCUGCUGAAAGCUUCUGACAUAGGCUACAUGAGCCUUGGCAUCGAGCCCCUCAAUGAGGUUCAAGAGGUUACGGGGUCAUCGAAGCUUGUGUCACAGCUCUGGAAGAAUAGCUAUAACCAAAUGAUUCAGUCAGUGCCUGUGACAGGCAAAGCAGCAUACUUCAAGAAGUUCUGCCCAGAUGAGUCGCUUACCUCGAAACUCUUUAUAUGCAUACCCAGCAAAGGAAUUCCCGUUCGCAGAUCAAUUGCUCUACUGCAAUUCGCGAACAUGAACGUCGGGCAACUAUUGACACAAAUACAUCUUGGAGACCGGCACAGGGAAAAGCAAACACUACAAUCUUAACCCUGUCCCUCUUUUCUUUUUCUUUUUGUAUAAUACUGUCACUCAUACAUAUCAGGAGCGGGGAUACCAUUCAAUCAUUCAGUUUCUUUUGUCACAUAGAUAGAGCAAGUUUUAUUAUAUAGCGAUUCAUGAUUACAACAUUUGAC